GUUCAGAGAUUCGGUUUGUGUGGUUGCGAUUGCCCCAGGGUUGUGUGUGGCUCCCACGGAGGAGGUGGCAGCUCGGUGGGGAAAUGAUGCACAGUUGAGGACGGUGCCGAUCCAAAGGCAUGUGGCGUCCCUGGGUGCUGGGAUAGGGCAGGUGGCCAUGCUGGGGACACUCUGGGUGAGUCCAGGCUGGUGUCAGCAGUGCCCUGGAGACCACAGCCGUGGUGGCAUGCAGAGCCUCGGUGGAAAGGAGAGUGCCCAGUGACCUGACCCCAGAGGAGUGCCAGGAGCUGGAGAACAUCCGCCGCCGCAAGCAGGAGCUGCUGGCUGACAUACAGCGGCUGAAAGAUGAGAUAGCAGAAGUGACGAAUGAGAUUGAGAACCUGGGGUCUACGGAGGAGAGGAAAAACAUGCAGAGGAACAAGCAGGUGGCCAUGGGCAGGAAGAAAUUCAACAUGGAUCCCAAGAAGGGCAUCCAGUUCCUGAUUGAAAAUGACCUGCUGAAGAACACAUGUGAGGAUAUCGCUCAGUUCCUUUACAAGGGAGAGGGCCUCAACAAGACAGCCAUCGGUGACUACCUGGGCGAGAGGGAUGAGUUCAACAUCCAAGUCCUGCAUGCCUUCGUGGAACUUCAUGAGUUCACUGACCUCAACCUCGUGCAGGCCCUGCGGCAGUUCCUGUGGAGCUUCAGGCUGCCUGGGGAGGCACAGAAGAUUGACCGGAUGAUGGAGGCCUUUGCCCAGCGGUACUGCCAGUGCAACCCUGGCGUCUUCCAGUCCACAGACACCUGCUACGUGCUCUCUUUCGCUAUCAUCAUGCUGAACACCAGCCUGCACAACCCCAACGUCAAGGACAAACCCACAGCAGAACGCUUCAUUGCCAUGAACCGUGGCAUCAAUGACGGGGGGGACCUACCUGAGGAGCUGCUCCGGAAUCUUUAUGAGAGCAUCAAGAAUGAACCUUUCAAAAUCCCUGAGGACGACGGCAAUGACCUCACCCACACGUUCUUCAACCCCGACCGGGAGGGCUGGCUUCUGAAGCUAGGAGGAGGCAGGGUGAAGACGUGGAAGCGACGUUGGUUCAUCCUGACUGACAACUGCCUUUACUACUUCGAGUACACGACGGAUAAAGAGCCCCGUGGCAUCAUCCCCCUGGAGAACCUCAGCAUCCGUGAGGUGGAUGACUCGAAGAAACCUAACUGCUUUGAGCUCUACAUCCCCGACAACAAGGACCAGGUGAUCAAGGCCUGCAAGACGGAAGCGGAUGGGCGGGUGGUGGAGGGGAACCACACAGUGUACCGCAUCUCCGCCCCCACUCCCGAGGAGAAGGAGGAGUGGAUCAAGUGCAUCAAGGCAGCGAUCAGCCGGGACCCUUUCUACGAGAUGCUGGCCGCCAGGAAGAAGAAGGUGUCCUCCACCAAGAGACACUAGCAGCCUCCACUGGCCUUGUGAGGCCAGCGUGCCCCUGGCAGCCUGAGCAUCUCCCCUCCCCAGAGGGCUGCGGGGCUGGGGCUGCGCUGCAGCCUGGCCCUUGGGGCCCAGGACCUAGCUUCAGCUUCGCAGUUUCUUUACUGUGGGGAGAGGGAGGAGACACAGGCAUCUCGGUGGCUCUGGCACCCCCAUCACUGCCUCAUUGCCAGGACAGCAUCUUCACAGGCUGGAGCUGGACCAGCAACACCCCCCACAGAGGGACCUCUGUCCUGUCCCAGGCUCAGCUGCAGGAUGGGGAGUGCCCUGUGUGUGUAUUGUCCUCUCCCACCUUCGCCAGCUGGGACUGGGCAGUCGGGCACCAUGGGCACCCUCCCUGCUCCCAAUCCCCCCAGCAAGUGUGCAGCCGCACAUGCUGCUGGAUCCCACCAGCACCCAUGUCCUGAAGUACUUGGGGUGUCCCAUUGGGAAGGUGAAGGGCUGGCAGUUAACAGACAGCAGUUUUGGGGGUGCUGCAGGUGCCAGGGUGAAGGAUGGCAGCCCCAGGGCAGCUGGGGGAUGGCUCAUGGAGGCACGACUCCUGGCCCUCGUUGUAGCGGGCCUGGGUCUGUCCUGGGGCUUCCCCACGCUGCUGCCUUGGACCCUCCCAGCUGUCUCCUGCACUGGCAAAGGUCCCUGUGGGUGCAGGGAGGGCUGAGGGGCAGAGACUUGUCACCAUCAUGGGGUGCAGUGGUGCCACAUGGUGCACAGACAUGUCCUCACCCAGCUGGGGGGUGCUGGAGCUUGGAUGAGGGCCCUGGUCCGGCAGCACUGGCUGGCAUUGCCCCGGCUCGUCCUUGCAGGGUGAUGCCCUCGGCGAGGGGCAGGGGAGGCUGUGACAGGGGUGGCCAUUGUCUCCUCGAGCACAAGCUCUCGCUUCUGAGCAGGUGGGGGGAUGUGCCCAGGGCCUGCACCAGCGACAGCUGCUGUCAAGGGGGUCCAGCCGGGCCAGGGGCUACAGCCCCCGUCUCUGCCUUGCAAACAUCCGUGUCUUGUCCUGUUCCCUCAGCCACCAUGCACAGUCUGGAGAGAGGCGCCUGGAUCAGUAUUAGUCUAUUUAUCAGAGGUGUAAAUACUCCUGUAUAGUUUUCUCCUUUUAGAUUAUUUUGUAUGUUGGGUUGUUCUGUGCAGAGACCUCUCCAGAGGGUGGGGGAGUGGCAGGGUUUUUUUAUUCUAACUUUUUUUUUUUUGCCACGGCCUUGUAAAACUAGUGCUGAGGAUCUGCAGCAAAUAAACAUCAAACCGCGUUCA
Phalacrocorax carbo (great cormorant) is the source of this 2714-nucleotide messenger RNA. The record is from RefSeq and is a predicted model, not a curated record. NCBI's taxonomy places the organism in Eukaryota, Metazoa, Chordata, Aves, Suliformes, Phalacrocoracidae.